This is a messenger RNA of Psilocybe cubensis, 2664 nucleotides long. RefSeq lists its product as uncharacterized. The transcript has 4 exons. Gene Ontology annotation, molecular function: protein binding. The record is from RefSeq and is a predicted model, not a curated record. Lineage: Eukaryota; Fungi; Basidiomycota; Agaricomycetes; Agaricales; Agrocybaceae. Bases 1 to 2664 code for a protein of 887 amino acids.
AUGCGACUCAUCGACCUCCCUCCCGAACUCCUCAUUCAAACUUUUUCUUUUCUUCCACCGGCUGAUUUACUUUCUUGUCAACUAUCAUGUACUUUUCUCAACUCGAUUGUCCACAAUUCUCUUGUUCUGCAGUAUGGUGCGGCGUUAGUUGCAUCCGGGACAGUCGACAACCCGUGUUCGAUAUUACCACUUUCCUCCAAGUUGUCAGCGUUGCGAGACGCGGAGCGCGCAUGGGCGAAGCUUAGCCCGACAUUUACCAAGCGUAUCAAGGUGUCGGAGGACCAGUGUGGCGUGUAUGACCUCUCUGGAGGCGUGUAUCUCCUCAGCAAUGCGGCUCGAAGGGAGUUGAUGUAUCUUCGACUCCCAACCACCAAACAAGAGGCUCGGCAGGCAACCUGGCACGUAUUAUCGUCGAAGAAAACGAUUAUCGAUAUCGGGCUUUGUCUUUUUGAACACGAUCUUAUUGUGAUCGUGAGCACUACACCAAGCAGGGCAUCGACACCAUCUCAGCCACUAUACGACAUUGAGAUGCAGUACCUGCAGUUUUCCACCGGCCUGCCACACCCACGCGCCGUGCACAAAAACGCGCACGUCAUGUCCUCCCCUUGGGAGAAGCCCGCUAUUGGUAUCGAGAUCGUCGGCGAGAACCUCGUACUCAUUCUUACAUUCAUCAAUCGAGGCCGCACGGACGACCGUGUGUUCAUAUAUGAUUGGAUGUCCGACGUCGUCAAAGUUUCGUUUCUCGCCCCGCACCGGUCGUAUUCAGGCCUGCUCUUCCUCACACCCAACCUUAUCCUCCUCCCUAACACAACCACAAACUCUCUCGACAUUUUCCGCAUUCCCGAAAAGCCAACCCUCGGCAUUCCACAGCCCGUGCUGAUCCUGCGUCUUCCUGAGCUUGCCGACGAGAGGGUUAUGGGUGGGAUCACCUGUCGCGCUGAGCCGAAUCCUGUGGGAGAAGGAUGGUGGGCAGGCGAGAGGGCACGGAGUGCGGCGAGACUAGUCGCAGCGUCGUCAGAGUCAGCAUCCACUACAACUGAACCCGGCGCCACAACAGAAUCCCUCCCAACUCGACCAUUCCUCCCACCCCCUGCCUCUGCGAUUUGCCUCUUCGAGAUUCGCGUUCUGGCACUCCGGUUGCACCUCCACCAUGGUGCGUGGAACAUGGGACUCGAGUUUCGCGACCGGUUCACGUUUGUCGUUAGACGGGAAGGGUUUGUGCGGCUAGUGGAGAAGUGUGGAGAGUUUGGAGAGGGAGAGGAUGCUGAAACAUCUACUGCAACGACCAACGAACCUACAGCGUCCAAUGAACCCCAAAAUCAAACCCAGCAACCCGCCCAACAACCUCCUACACAGCGAACACCCCCAACGCUGCCGUACGCAUCCUGGGGCCCUCCAAUCACGCGCUGGUUCAACUCGGAUCGCGUGUCUAGUCGUUGGAUCACGGUCUCUGCGGGUGAGAGGCUGGUGAGGAUGGAGGAUCGGCCAGAUAACUGGGUUGGGGAGGGUUUAGGUGGAAAUCGAAGGCGAAGGCGGAGGAGUCGUACACCACCAGAAGGUGGCGACGCGAAUGCUGAUGGAGUGGAGGAUGAGGUGGUGGAGGUAGAGGAUGAAGAGGAUAUUGACGAGGACGAGGCAGAUGACUUUCCGAGGUUCAUGCGGCCGUUUACCGUUGUUGAUUUUCGGCCCGAGUUCGUAGAGCGAGUUGCCAAGGUGUACGAUGCCGCGGAGGCGAAAGCGAAAGCUGAAGCUGAAGCUAAACGACAGGAAGAAGAAGAAAUGGCAAGGAAGAGUGGGGAGGCAGAGGUGGUAGAUAAGGGGAAGGGGAAGAGGAAACAGGACGAAUCAGGCGAAGAGGAAGAUGAGAAGAACGGCAGCAAACCUUUCGUUCGUCAUUCUGAUUGGAUGCCCUUGCGAAUGCGGGUGCGCGACGAUGACGAGGAGCAUGGCGAGGAGGUUGGACACGGUCACGAAGACCACAGUACCCAACAAGAUUUGCCAAGUCAGCCGCAAUAUAGGCAAUACAAACGGCGACGGGCAGGGGUGCGUAGUCGUAUGGAUACUGGCGCUGAUGCCGGGGAAGGUGCAGGGACCAGUGCCAGCGUCCAAGCCCAUGACAAUGCUCUGACGAAUGACGAGGAAGAGAUAGCAAUGGAUACAUCCGAAGAUGAAGGAGAAUGGCAUACAGCUGACGAAGGCGAGCAUGAAGAUGGGUAUGACUAUGCGAUCGUCAUUGAUGACGAUUCCGACGAUGAGGAGAACCAUUACAUUAUCGGCGGAGUUGGUGAGGACGAUGACGAAGACGAGGAUCAGUGGACCGACACCGAAGGCGACGGCGAGCACUUUGACGGGGCCAUGGGGAUGGAGCACACUGGCCUCGCAAUUGCCUCUCCAUUCAUGCACGGCACCCAUCAAUUUUUCUCUUCCCCACCUUCCCCUGAGAUUCACCCGAUCCCGCGCAUGCGCCUCCUGAGGGGUAUGGACACCGUUGAGCCAGCGGAUGCAUUCGCAGAACAUGUGGAGGGCGGACUGCCGUGUGUGCAGGUGGAGAGCGAAAGGGAAUGGGGUUUUGAUGGUGUGCUGAUGGAUGAGGAGCGUGUAGUGGGUGUUUAUACGAAUGAAGACGACCGGAUUGAGCAAGUUGAGAUCUUGUAUUUCGGAUGA